CGGUGCUCAGAGGACCCGGAUGACAGGAAGUGGAGACACAAAAUGGCGGACGACGCCGCGCGCAGGGCCGUGUCGCAGAUCCCGCUGCUGAAGACCAACGCGGGGCCGCGGGACCGCGCGCUGUGGCCGCGGCGGCUGAAGGAGGAGUUCACGGCGCUGAUCCGCUGCGUGGAGAGCAACAAGGCGGCCGACAACGACUGGUUCCGCCUGGAGGCCAGCCCGGACGGGACACGCUGGACCGGGACGUGCUGGGUCAUCCACCAGCUGCUGCGCUACGAGUUCCGGCUGGAGUUCGACAUCCCGGUGACGUACCCGGACACGGCGCCGGAGGCCGCCAUCCCGGAGCUGGACGGCAAGACGGCCAAGAUGUUCCGCGGCGGACGGGUUUGUCUGACGGACCACUUCGCGCCGCUCUGGGCCCGCAACGCGCCGCGCUUCGGGCUGGCGCACCUGAUGGCGCUGGGCCUGGGCCCGUGGCUGGCCGUGGAGGUGCCGGACCUGGUCGGGAAGGGGCUGGUGGUCCACAAGGAGCAGCAGGAGCAGCGGGGGGAGUGACGUCACUGCAGCAGAGAUGUGGCUGAACACACUGAUGAUGUAAUAAAGUCAUUAAAGAGGUCACCCAGGCCUCCAGUUACCUGUGGACACUCUGCACAUACACACACACACACACACACACACACACACACACACACACACACACACAUGCACACACACACACACACACACACACACACACACACACACACACACACAUACACACAUACAUACACACACCAUACACACAUACAUAUACACACACACACACACCAUACACACAUAUACACACACACACACACACCAUACACACACACACACACACCAUACACACACACACAUACAUAUACACACACACACACCAUACACACAUAUAUACACAUACAUACACAAACACUCAUACAAUGCUCAUUUUGUGACACUAGUUAAAUCUAGACAUUAACAGCUGGCAUUUUAUUUAAACUCACAUUCGACCCUGUUUGUUUGUUUGUUUGUUUGUUUGAAAAGCAGCAAAGAAAGAAGAAAAUGUUCAAAGGUCUGAUUUCAGGAUUAAAAAGGAGGAAUAAAGUGUUUGAAGAGGAA
Molecule: messenger RNA, 1116 nt
Organism: Anoplopoma fimbria (sablefish)
Lineage: Eukaryota; Metazoa; Chordata; Actinopteri; Perciformes; Anoplopomatidae
Gene: ufc1
Product: ubiquitin-fold modifier conjugating enzyme 1
Exons: 1
Coding region: 43-555 (170 amino acids)
Biological process (GO): protein K69-linked ufmylation
Cellular component (GO): cytoplasm
Molecular function (GO): UFM1 conjugating enzyme activity
Source: RefSeq, a predicted model, not a curated record